CAUGAUAUCUGUUAAUUGUUGAUUUGAUAGCAUUUUUAAAAUCAAAACGGACAAAGCUCGAUUUAAUUCGAUUGAAAUAGAGAAUAAUUUUUCUUUAAUCCAACACAACGUCCAAAACCAGUCUAGAGAGAAGAUGGAUUCACCAACAGUAAUGACUUCAACACCGAUAAACUUCAAAACUCCAACAAGGAAAAGGUUGCUCUUUUCAGAGAGUCUUAGCCCUGUCUUCGGUCCUGAAAAUGGACAAAAUGUUGCCCAUUUGAAUGAACAAGGAGGAAUUUUCAAAACUCCAACAAGGAAAAGGCUUUUCUUUUCGGAGAGUUUGAGCCCUGUCUUCGAAAGUAGACAAAAAGUGGCCCGCCUGAGUGAUCAAGAAAUAAUUAGCAUUGAAUGGGAAACAGAAGAAACUAAGGAGGAUACAAUUGAAGAUAGUCCAGUAAGCUUGUUUGAGGAAGCUGAGAGCCAGACUAUACCAUUUGGAGGCUAUGCUGAUAGCACAUGUAUGCAAGUUGAAUAUAAUGACCACAGUUAA
This is a messenger RNA of Mytilus californianus (California mussel), 532 nucleotides long. RefSeq lists its product as uncharacterized. The transcript is spliced from 5 exons. NCBI's taxonomy places the organism in Eukaryota, Metazoa, Mollusca, Bivalvia, Mytilida, Mytilidae. Bases 134 to 532 code for a protein of 132 amino acids. The record is from RefSeq and is a predicted model, not a curated record.